Molecule: messenger RNA, 1651 nt
Organism: Babesia bovis T2Bo
Lineage: Eukaryota; Apicomplexa; Aconoidasida; Piroplasmida; Babesiidae
Product: Regulator of chromosome condensation (RCC1) repeat family protein
Exons: 2
Coding region: 58-1617 (519 amino acids)
Cellular component (GO): cytoplasm
Molecular function (GO): guanyl-nucleotide exchange factor activity
Source: RefSeq, a predicted model, not a curated record
CAUACUUCUAAGCCAUUAACUUUCAUAUUUAUUCUAGCUUCAGAUGUCAGCCAUCACAUGAUGAGUAGCUGGGUGUGUGAAGUCUGUCUGGUCCCUAACGAUGAUGUGCCAAGCUGCGUCUGCUGUGCUACUCCUAGACCUAGAAACAAGGAUCAUGCUAAUUUAAAACAAGAUGAAGCAGCGAAGGAUUAUGCAGUAGGAACAGUCAAUGAUGCCAGUAAUGGUCAGGGGAAAGAUGUACAUACAAAAGACAAGAGGUUGCGUAUGGACUUCGAUAGUUCAGCAUUGCCACACAGUUGCCUUUUUGUUGUUGGUUCGUCAGAAGUAGAUCAGUUGCCGAAACAUAUCUGCGAUAAGAGCGUCAAUGAAAAGGAUGGAUCGACAGAAUCUUUGUUUGAGUGCUCUUUACCGACACCCCUCGUGGAAAAGGGUAUAGGUGCCAUUGCACAUUUAGCAUGCGGAUCUCUGCAUACCGCAGUAGUGACACGCAAAGGCCGUGUAUAUACUUUCGGAUGCAAUGAUAUGGGAGCUCUAGGUAGAGAAGAGAACUCCAAUGUUCCUGAAUGCAACCCAUACCCUGUAAGGUUGCGCCGCAGUAUUAAGAAGGUAUCAUGUGGUGAUAACCACACCUUAUUUUUGACCGAUGGUGGAACGGUGUAUUUCACUGGUGCUUUUAGAGACACUUCUGGCGUCAUUGGCAUCCCCGACUUUACUGAUAUGAGUUCACUAAAAAAUAAGGGUCAUCUAACAACCCCAAUCGAUUUACCACUAAGUGUAUCAGGAUCGACAGUCAUAAACGAUAUUUGUUCUGGAGAAAACCACUGUCUAUUGCUUCCUACAAGUGGAGUUGGAAUUUAUGUAAUGGGAAGCAAUGAAUUCGGGCAGCUAAUGUUGCCUAAGGGAUACGAAGCUAUCGUUCCAACUGAAAAGCAGCCUGAUCUAUCGGAUGAAAAUUUAAUAAAAUUGGCAUUAACGUGGCCGCAGUUCCUUGUUGUAGAACAAUUAUUUACCAGCAAGCGUAAUCCCACUCGUGGCGUUAAACGACGCAAGCACGGGGAUGAAUAUAUCCGACGAAUAUUUACUGGAUAUUGUACGAGUUUCAUAGAAACAGGUAUCUCUCGUCGUAUAUAUGGUGCUGGACGCAAUGCACAGGGCGAAGUAGGAUGCGAAAGCGAUGAAUUAUGUAUUAUGCAACCAACUGAGCUGGUGUAUUUUCAUGGUAUAAGGAUAUCAAAGAUUGUAGGUGGGCAAUUUUUUACCGCUGCGUUAACCGAUGACGGCAAUCUGUUCACUUGGGGGAACUGUAGCUAUAUAGGCCGUAGUAUUCAAAAUGAACAUGAUACACAGAAAAGUCCGAAGAAAUUGAUCUUCUUCAAGGACAAUGUGACAGAGCUAUUUGUUGGAGCUGACGCUUGCUUUGCGGUAACAAAACGCCGACAAUUGUUCGCUUGGGGCUCAGCCCAAAACUACGUACUAGGCAAUGGGCGUGAUUAUACGUUCCAAGUCUUACCAGAACUAAUCAAUUCUGACCAUUUCCCAGGAUACAAUGUCAUUGGUGGAAUGGGAGGUUCACAGCAUACGGUAUUUUUGUGCAACAAAGCCAAGAACACAACAUAGAAUAUUAGGGCACAGGCCUUUAACAUCACAGUCG